GUGAGGUUAUGAUUUGUGACUAGCGAUUGGUAAAAUUGUUUACAUAUUUAUAGAUUAUUUAACGAGCGGUUUGUUAGAGCAGUGAGCUAUUGGGCAGGCGUCGAGUUCGUUGCGUCACUUUGGGAACAAAAAUAUCAAUGCUUUACAACUUACAAUUAAAUGAAACCAUAUCUCAAGAAGUACUCAAGACCUGGUGAGCAGACGACUUUUUUGACAGAUUGCUGAAGGAUGAUGACAGAUGUUUUGCUAAGCAAGCAGACCAUUCAUUAACGGGACCAUAAUUUUGAACAAAGUGUCCAUCAUGUUCGAGGGAGCGGUUGCAGCACUGCUGAACCGUAUUCUUGGAAAUUAUAUCGAAGAUCUUGAUACUGAAAAUUUUAAUGUGGGAAUAUUUUCAGGCGAUGCAUAUCUCACAGAUCUUAAGCUGAAAACAGAAGCCCUUUAUCAACUUGGACUGCCCAUUAAAAUUAAGAUUGGUUUGAUUGGGAAAAUUAGCCUUAAGAUACCUUGGACAGGUCUCACAUCACAGCCUGUGAUUGUCAUCAUUGAGGAUAUCUAUAUAAUAGCAGUUCCUGCAUUAGGUGAUGCUUAUGACCCCGAUAUAGAGAAACGUCUGAUCAGAGCAGCGAAGAAAAAGAUCUUAGAGGACCUUGAUGAGGAUUAUUUCCUUGGAUAUGGAAUAACUUCUAGUCUACUUGACAGCUUGGUAACAUCUGUUAUUAACAAUUUCCAAAUAACCAUCAAUAAUGUUCACAUCAGAUUCGAAGAUAGUUUUACACAAUCAACACCUGUUGCUUGUGGCCUGUGCAUUCAAAGUCUGUCAGUGACUACUACUAACAACAAAUGGAAACCAGGUGUAAUCGCCACAAGUUCGAGUUCAAUUUAUCAAUUAAUGAGGGCUGAGUCAAUGUCAGUCUAUUUAGACCCAAAGGCUGAGACUUGUUUGCCGGAGUAUCCAGCAAAAUGGGAACUCUCCAAACUUCUCGCUUGGAAAAACGUUAUGCAUCGAGCUCUCCAAACUUUUAGUAUCAAUAAUCAAGAAUUUCAAUUUUUGAUGAAACCAUUCACGGCAAGAAUUAAAAUUAUAAUUAACAAGAGCAAUGAAAUUCGAGUGCCGCGAAUGUUGGUAGAUUUUGUUCUCCAAGACGUAGCUACCCAGAUUACUAAACAGCAGUAUAUUACUCUGUGUGAAAUUAUUCGAUCGCUUAAGCGAAUAUCAAUCAACAGGCCAUACAAAAAAUACCAUCCUGGUACUCGUGUUCAUGAAAAUUGUAGAGGCUGGUGGAAAUAUGCCUAUAAUGCUGUUGUAGAUCAAAGUGUAAAACCAUACACCUGGGCCUAUUUUCAGGCUCACCGAAAAAAUUAUCAUCAAUACAAAAAUGCAUUUAAAAUGACUUUACUUCGACCAACUGAUACCGAGCUCAAAUUGGACUUACAAAAAUACGAAGACAUGCUUACCAUAGUCAGUAUCAUAAUUGCUCGAGAACAUGCUAAAAUACAGCUGAAAGAGGAAGCACCCCAGCAUGUAUCCGUUGAAGUGUGUAAAUCAAGCUUGUGGAAUAUGGUUGAUGAGCCAGAAGUUGUCAAGUUCGUUGUGAAUCACGAAAAGGCAUAUGAAGUUAACAACCAGCUUAGUAGUCCAGAGCGUAAAUUGAUCCAAAGUAUGGGCAAUGGUUCAGGAGAGCAGACAAACCCCGAUAAGUUGCCGCAAUAUAUUGAUCACAAAUAUAAUUUCACUCUGGCAAAUUGUUCCCUGAGUUUGUUAAAUGAAGAUAAAGAAGUAUUGGUAAUAACAUUAACUCAGUUCUUAGCUAGUGUUGAAACGCGCCCGUAUGCUUCAGCUUUCAAAAUAUCAGCUCGUGCGGAAAGUUUUGUAAUUGAGGGAGCAUCAUCUGACAAUGAACUGAUACCUCUAAUAACAGCCGACAAUAUUUUAACAGGAAACACGGCUUCCAAUUUUUUAUCCGUAGACUUUGAAAAGAAUUCAUUAAAUUCUUAUGCAAAUUUUGAUGUCUCUGUAACACUAGAGCCAAUCGAAGUUAUGUAUCACGAGUACGCUAUAUCAGAGAUAAUCAAAUUUUUCAAAACGAGCGACUUGAACAUAACAAAACUGCUACACAUUAUGCGAUGUCAAAUGAGCUCGGUUAAGGAGAAAGGUUUGAAUAUAGUUUACUCGAUACCAUCGAGACAAAAAAGAAUCAAUCUUAAAAUGGACCUAAAAGGCCCAUACAUAGUUCUACCACAACAUGGUUCUGUUCAAAAUGGAGGAAAUUUGCUUAUAUUUGAUGUUGGACGCACAAUAGUCAAAAGUGAACUACAAGCUGCAAACGUACAACUAGAAGAUGCAACUAUGAUGGAACUAGAAGAAUUACUUUACGAUAGGCUGCAUAUAAGUUUCAUUGAGGGGCAAAUACUCUUUUGCCAUUCAGGUGACGACUGGAGAGAAGUUAAGAAAUUAUGUGACUCAGAGAAUCAUUUAUUACCUAAGAUCCAAUGCAACUUUACGUUAUCUCAUAGUAUAAAGAUGGACUACAGAGUAUUACCCAGGACAAAGCUCAACAUGUCAAUUUCUAGUUUAAAAUUGAAUUUGUCUGAGAGAAAGCUCAACCUUUUGACUGAGUUUCUUUGUUCUAUACCGUUUUUGCAUCAAUUCAGCAAUAAUCAGGAGAAGGAAAGUACAACCCAGCUUGAAACUGACCAAACCAUAAGAUGUGGCAACGUUUUCUCAUUUAAAGAGUUAGAUCUAAUACGCAAUGUGAUCGCCCAAUCAUCUCUAGUCACUCAGCGAAGUAGUUCCAAACAAAAAUCUAGUGAUACUUUGGAUCCAACGAUAUCAGAUCUUGAGAGGAGUAUCGUAUCAUCUGAAUUAAGCGAGGAAGAUAUGGAACUGUGGGCAUCAACAAUUGAAUUACCUGGAUUCGAUGAUAACAUUUCGCCUCAUAAUUCCAUCAGAUUAUUAUUGAGAUUUGUCAUUGGAGAGUUUUGUAUUCACUGGGAACAAUCUCUAAUCAUAGAGAAACCAUAUGUGACUCUAAGAAUAUCUGGGCUUUGUUUGGAGGCUGCAGUCAUGGACUACGGCUCAUCAAUACAUUUCAGUGUCGGUGGCAUUUUGUUAGCAGAUAAGACAAAUGCUGGAGUUACUGGUUCAUAUCUUGAACUUAUUUCCACCAGUACUACAUCUGAAGUCAUUACCAUCUUAUAUCGCAAGGUGACAGCAAAUUGUCCAGAUUUCAAAUCUCACUUCAAGAGUACAGAACAAUCUUUGAUUGUAGAUCUUGCUCACAUCAAUAUUAUAUUCCAUCGGCAUUCAUUUUUGACAUUGAAAGACUGCUACGACAAAACUUUAAAGAUCCAGCACCUUGAAGAGAUCUAUAAUUAUCUGAAGAGAGAUGUAUUCAAUAAUUCUGUAUUUUGUUUGAAAAAACCUGAUGAUCCACCAAUUCCACCUGGAGCCACAAAAUUGAGCUAUUCUGCACGACUGGGCACACUGCAAAUCAAUCUGUGUGAUGUCGACGCAUCUCUAUUGGAAAUUAAAUUAUCUGGCUUAGAAAGUGACUGUAUUUACAAGGCUAAUGAGAGAAUGAUUUUACGACUGCAUCUGAGAGGUCUUACUGUAAUAGAUCUUAGUGAUAUGACCUUAUAUUCCAAGAUUGUUACAGUAGACGAAGAUAAGGUCUUGGAUUUCAAAUAUGUCAGACACACACCAAAGCUCUAUAAAUGUUCCGAUAUGGAUGCCAGGCAAGACGAUGUUAAGGCAGAUGGAAGCUUGAAAGUGUCACUGGGUCGAAUCAAUAUAAUAUUUAUUUCAAAGAUGUUACAAGACUGUGAGAAUUUCUUUAAACCAUUUGCGCAUCUCGUACCUAAAGCUUUGUUGACUUCAUUCAGCGAUUCCAUAGUUUCGAAUAUAAAAAAGCUAAAACACAGUGCCACUAAGCUACACUUAUCACUGGAUUUACAUGGACCAACUUUUCUAUUUCCUCAAAAGAAAGAUGUACCCAGUUUAUUGGUGUUUCAUACGGGAAUCUUGACAAUUGAAAAUUUCUUCAAGGCUGAAGAAUCAUUCAAACAGAGUAAUAUGAGCGGCAGUACAUCUGAAUCCAUAGUAAUCGAUAAUAUUUUGAUUGAACUGAGGUCGGUCACUCUUUCCAGAGCAAUCAUGAUGAUAACUGGGAAUUUGGAAACUCAAGAGCCUAUUUUAGAACCGGUGUUUGUUCGUCUGGAUUUAAAUAGAAGGAUUGACCAUAAAACUGCAAUGACAAUGAGCUCUUACAAUCAGUGCGUUUGUCAAUGUGACCUCAAAGGAGCUAUUGAUAUGAUACUUAUAAACAUUGGCCAUCGCGAUCUUACAUCUGCACUCUCUAUAUGGGAGGAUAACAUUUCUAAAAUCAUCACUAUGGGUACAAAUUCACAAGUGGAGGAAAGCUUCCCACUUACACCUUUGUCACCAAAUGUAGCAUCAGAGGAUACAGCAGUAAAGAAGCUGGAGGCAUUCUUUUCACAUAAUGAGCAUCCUUUUUGUGAAAUCAAUAUAAAACUAACAUUGGAUGGAGUGCAGUUAAAUUUAUUUUCAGAUACCGACGAGGUAUUGAGUUCUCCUGUACGUGACCUAAACCAUGGUUUGUGUAAGUUAACGAUAGACGAAGUAUCUCAAUCUCUAGAAGUCUACAGUGACGAAAGUUUGAUCAUGAAAUUAUCAAUACGGAGCUGUUUAUUAGAAGAUAUUCGCAGAGAUGAGACCAUUGUGUUACGAAAGAUAAUUCAGUCGCAUUCGCAGAAUAUUGGAGCUGACAUAUCUAAUAUUUCCAUCUCCACUCCGCCAAUAUUAGAUUUUACUUUCCAACAAACCCAAGCUGGUGAUAGAUGCAUUGAUGUGCUGAUUGAAGAAACUCGUCUUAAUUUAUCCAUGUCAUUUCUCGUUCACAUUGGGAAAUAUAUCAUAGAUUCCAUACCUGGUGACCCAGUGGACAAGGGGGUUAUCAAUGAAGGAUAUGUUGGCGAUGGUAAUAUAUUGACCAAUAUAUCUGAAUUAAGAGCUACAGGAUACGAUGCUGGAAAAGUGCCAACUAUAAAUAAGUUCCAGAACCUCCCAAUAAUUCAGCCUGAGGACCAACCAGGUGUAUCGGUAUCCAUACGAAUUCGAAAACCAGAAUUACUUGUGUUUGGUGAUUUGAAAGCCAGCAAUGCACACGCUGUACUUUUUCAAGCUGAACUUAUCAUAGAGAGCAGUACUCAUGAUGGAAUUUCAUCAAUUGUCUGCUCUUUGUCCGAUGUUCAAGCUAAAAGUAAAAGCCAAGCUGAAUUUAGAAAACAGCCUCCACAUUGGGUUUUACGCCCAUGUGAUAUCGAAAUCUCAAAGACAAGGAGCUUACUGAAUCACGAUGUUCAUGUAGUGGCUAGUGUGAGUUCAGUCGAUAUUCAUUUAUCGGCCAGCACCGUACAAACGUUCAUUGAUAUUGUACAAGAUGCAAUUUUCUUUCUAAAACCCAACGACCUUGACAAUAAAAACAUAUACCAAGAUUUUACUCCUCAUAAUGAAUUGUGGAGUCAAAAAAAAGUAGCCUGCAUUCCAUAUAAAACACAUCGGCAAGACUCACUCACUCGAAUGCUUCUUGAUGAUAGCUUCAACAAGCAAUGUGAAACAUUCCAAUUAAAACCAGUUUCUUUCUGCAUAUUACUGGAAAUGGAAGAUACUAUUGAAAGGGUUCCCAUGAUGAUGGCUCAACUUGAAGUUGAUGCUUUUCUUCAAGAUUGGAAUUAUAAAUUCCACAUGGAAUCUAUGAUGAAAUUGCAAGCUUCUUGUUAUAAUGUAAAUGCUGGGGCUUGGGAACCAUUGAUUGAACCUUGUAUAAAAGAUGAAAAUAUUUAUAAACCAUGGGAAUUAACAUUCAGGGUAUAUCAAUCUGAUUCCUAUGAAAUAAAUACUUGUGGAAAAGAUACUCAAAAUCAGAAACGAGAAGCCUAUUCUGAAAGCCGAGCAAAAAAAAGGGGUUUUGAAGAAGAUGAAGCUGAAAACAAUGAUGGAAUGUUGUUCAUUUAUCCAGAUCAUUCUGCGUCUUCUAAAAUUAACAAAAAUUACAGUUUUGAGUGCAACGACGAUUCCGACUCAGAUAAUGAAGGCUCAAUGCGAACACUCACUGGAACGUUUGGCCAUUUAUUUAUAAGAGAUGAGAGUGAGGAAGAAACCAGCGAUACAGAUGAAACAAGUGGUGAUGAAGAUGAAGGAGUACACAUCUCUGAUGAAAAUAUGGAAGAUUUGCAAGUUAUAAAUGAUUGCUCCACAACCGAGGAUGAAAUCAAAGAAAAUCAUUUCGCAACCUACAUAAUAAUAGAUGCAAAGGACAGACUCAACUUCACAGUUACGCCGAAUACAAUGAACACGUGUAGCGCAAUUCUAUCAUCGUUCCUGAAAAGUAGCAAUGGGAUUCCAAUCGUUGCAACAAAUGCAGGAAAACUAACUUUACGAAAUGAUAUUGGCUACGCAAGUAAAGUGGAGUUACUUACAGUUGAUGAGGAAAAUGCAAGAGAUCACACACACUUGAUUGCUGUUGCUAAUUAUCAUACAGCAGAUUCAAUGGCAAAUAGUCCAAGUAGUCCAGAGGCUGAAAACUUUCCCGAAGCAACUAUCUUGACAGCUGUAGAGAAUUUCGAUGGUGAAUUCAAUGACUGCUCUAUAUCUUACAUUCAAAAGGACUUUUCAUUUAUCACACAAACUCCUACUGAAUCCGUUACUAAAAUUUACAAUAUGGUCACUGAGGAACGCCUACGGAUUCAAAUAGAAGGAUUUGAGGAUACUCUUGUUUAUUGUCCGAAACGGCAAGGUUUCAAAGUAAUCUCAUUACAACCCAUGCGAUAUGGAAUAAGACAUCAUCUGAUGGUUCAAGUGGAAACCAACGAACAUUUUCACAGAACUAUAACCAUUUGCUCUCCCCUGCAGAUUCAUAACGAAACGUCCUUUGCAAUUGGAUUAUAUUACAAAAAGAAAUUGGCAGAAAAAAUGAACGUGCCGGCUAUUGGAGAAACAUUAAAUCCUUUCGACGAUAACACACGAAUGUCAAUCAUAGAGCCUGACGAGAUUCUUAAUGUCCCUUUGUAUGCUGCCUAUCAUUUUCAAGUCCACAUACAACCUGCAUAUAUGGAAAAAUACCAAGUGAGUGAGGCUGGUAUAUGCUGGAAAGAAUUGAGCAAUAAUUUAAACACCGCAAAGGAUAUAUACUGUUACACAAAGGAUGAUUCCGACAAAUCCGUAUUUGCAGUAAAAGUAUUAUGCGCAAAAAGGGUAACGGUCCAAACGAACUCCCGUAUACCGAAUUAUCAAAUAAGAAUACUGCCUCCUCUUGUAUUUCAUAGCAGACUACCUGUUGCGGUGGAUAUUAAAAUUCCAGUAAUCCAGUAUGAGGUCAGAAUGGAACCAGGGGAAAAUAUAACUAUCUAUACUUUGAAACUCAGCGAUAAUCCGAAAGUAACUUUUGAGGUACAAAAUUAUUUGGGUAACGUGUGGACCAGCACGAUAGCCAUAACUACAGAAUCCGAAACAAAACUCGUGAAAAUGGUACCUGAUAACGAACCAAAAAACUUGAAUCCAUUUUUAUUGAGCAUCAGGCAGGACUGGAGAGAAAGUUGGGCAAUUACUAUUUAUGCACAAUAUUGGAUUGUGAACAAGACUGGCUUUCCGCUAGACAUUCGUGAAACAUGCUCAAAUAUGGUUUACGAAAUACAAGGAAAAGAACCAGUUGUAUUCGCAUUUAAAAAAAAUCGUCACCGAUUUGUUCGAUUAAGGGCUCAACAGUCGGGCUGGUCACCAGCUUUUGGAAUAGAUUCAGUCGGCACAACGGGUUUAAUAGUCUGUAAAGAUAUUGAAAGGAAACGAAAAUAUGAAAUUCAGCUUCGCGUGGGAAUAUCUCAGCUCUGUCCUGUUUUGACCAAGAUAAUCACACUCCUACCUAAUUUCUUGGUUGUUAAUAAAACUAGACGAAGUCUGCGAUUUAUGGAGGACAAUGAAGAAGCUGAUUUAUGGAAUGAUUUGGCUGGCGGUCAGGUCACUGCUUUCUGGCCAUACACAGAUUCUAUGAGAAUGUGUAUCAAAUGGAGUAAUAGUCAAUUAGUCUCUCAAUAUUUUGACAUAACAAAAAUACGAAAGACUGUCUUGAGAAUGGAUAAUGGGACGGCUGUAUGCGUUGACGUAUGUGGAGGAAGUAAUGCCCCGUUUUCCAUCAUCUUCUACAAAUACCAGAACGGAGAUGCUCCUGUGAGAGUUGAUAAUCUUUGCCAUGAUUUGUUCCUGAAAAUCAAUCAAACUGGAAUGGGACAAGUAGCUUUAUUAAAUCCAUAUCAAAGCUUAUUAUAUACAUGGGAUGAACCUACAAAAAAAAGAGAGCUUAUCUGGAAUGUGUACAAUAAUGAAAGUGAUGGAUAUAUUGCAAAGAUUUCCAAGGAUGGUUAUGGACAGGAAACCGUUUCUUUUCGUACGUUAAAACAGUCUACUUCGCCAACUUAUUCGGUAUCUUUAGCAAAGAAAUUAACUUUUGGUAUGAAGGGUUCGUCAUCGGUUUCUGUGACUGAUGAAUGUCCCACCAAUGAAACUAUAUUAGAUGGCGAAAAGCCUGAGAAUAUAAAAAAGAUUUACAACGAUGAAGUAAUAGUUUAUUGGAUAAGUUUCAUGGAAAAGCGUCAGAGAGUACUCCUGUUUACUCAAGAUGCAAAUAUUUUUCAAAAAGCCAAAAGUAUCGUGGAGCCUGAAUUUAGCGAGAGAGAAAUAUUUCUCUCUUUGUCUGGCAUUGGUCUGAGUAUUUCAAUGGAAUCAGCUAUGAACGUGAAAGAGCUGGCGUAUUUUAGUGUCACGGAUUCUUCUGCUAUAUGGGAACUCUACUUUGGAAAACGUUGGAAAACUUUGUCCCUGGAAUUGAGUGCAUGGAUGGAGGAUAGAUUCAGAAAUUCAUAUCAGAAAACACAACUAGAAGACUUAAUUGAUGUCGAUUUUCAAAAGAUGCAUAUGACCAAACCAUUUUAUGCGAAACUGAGAAGAAGUUAUUCGCCUGGUAUUUGGCUUCACUGUAGAAAAUCAUUUUCUAACAUAUACCUGGAAGGGAAAGUACAUAGAAUACAGAUUGAUAAUCAGCUUCAUGAUGCUACAUUUCCAGUGGUAUUAUAUUUCUGGCCACAAAGAUCCUUAACCAAUGGUAUUAGAAAUCAGAAAAUGAAACCGUGCUUGGAAUUUUCUUUUUUAAAACAGAAAAAAACGACAUUUGACAUAUAUAAGAAUAUGACGGUGAUCAUCCAAGAGUUUGCUCUCAACCUACAUAAAGAAUUUGUAGUUUGCUUGUUGGAUAAUUUGAUUCCAAAGCAGGCUGAAGCAAAGGCUUCUAUUUCCCUACAGCUAAGAGCAGACUUAUCAGCCAUUCAUACUUCUCUAUUGCAUAUUGCAAAUUCGGUAUCCAAUAUACAGCAGCGGAAUAUGUUUGAGCAUUUAUAUAUCUCUCCCAUAAAAAUGCAGCUGAAACUGUUGGGUGGAACCAGCGGCUUCAUACCUUAUCCGUAUAAAACUGCAUUCAAUUAUUACAAUUUUGUUGAAUUUCUUUUCAACUACACACAUGGCGCAUUGUUUGAAAAAACAGCGGAUUUCAUUUUACCACAGUACGAAAAAACCGAUAUCGCAUCCAGCAUCGAUGAGUUAUAUAUUAAUGUAAAGGAGAGUUAUACUUCUAAGAUACUUCAACAGUUCAAUGUGCUUAUCCUAGCACUUACUGUAGUGGGAAAUCCAUACGGGUUCAACUUUAAGCUGGGUGGAGAGGGAUUGAAUAGUUUGAACAUGAUUUCACACGAAGAUGAUAUCGCUGAAAAAAUUAGUCACAGGAUUGAAUGCCUAUUAGGGCACAUGACGACGGAUACAACUCAGUCAAUAGUUUCAUUUUUCGAAAGUUCUUUGCCUCAUGUGACGACAUAUAAUACUGAAAGAAAAUUUGAAGUACCGAAUUGUGAAAUACCACUAUCAAUUCUUCUGGCAAAUAAUUCCUUUUCCAUUGGAGUUGAAUUGCUGAUGUCUGGAAUCAUCGUACAGCCUACUAAUAGUAUUCAUAAGGAAGAGUUGAAACACUUCUUCAAGGGGUUAGGCAAAGGUAUCCUAGAUCUCACAAUUAAAAAGAAUGUCAACUUGAAUCUUCGUGCUGGCUUGAUAACCGAUGCAAUUAAAAGGGCACAAGCGAUUGGAUAUGAAUUUCUAUCACGUAUCCGUCUACCUCGUUACAUUAAUUCUUAUUUGGGAGCCGAGCCAUAUUCUGUUCAUAAGGCAACAGGAAUGCACUUAUUGAAUACCAUUAGCAAAGGUCAUUAUCUAGAUAAGGAUGUAUAUUGGGCUCACGCAGCACUUUCUAAAGAGGGAAAGUACAUUGCGCUAGUGUCAUUGCAGCGUAUAUUUCUUAUUGAAAAACGAUGUCUGUGGGGUUCUUGGAAUGUUGAAUGGGUGUUAGACAUUACUACAUUGAUCAAACCCCCUGUUGUUGCUGAGAAAAAAUUGAUCCUGCACGUUAACAAGAAUGACAACAUACCAAAUUCACAGGCCACAGAUUGGUACAUCGAGAGCGAGGAUCAAGUAACUUUAGAAUGGUUGCGCUGUAAGAUAGAAACUGUCAUGAUCCUAAAUAUGGAAAAUAGCACAUGUCUUGAGAGUAAAAUAUGAAACUAUAUGUUACAUUAUAUAUUACAGCUCUAAUAAAUGGAUGUAUAUUUUAAUUCAUCACAUAAAAAAGUGAAUAACUUGUUGUCGUUACAAAGUUUCGAAAAUAUUUUUAUUCUAAGUAUCGAUCAAUCAUGAUUUAUGAUCAAUUUUGCAUCAAGCUCAGGUUUACAGGAUCAGAGCGAACAAAGAAUAUUAAUUAACUUGGCGGUUAUUUUACAACCAAAUUCUGAUCAACAUUUAACCAUAUUCCACAAAGAUUCGUACUAGCACGCGAAACAAGUGUUUUUAAUUUCGAAAUGACUGCAUAUUUUAUUGUUAUAUGACGGAACCGGAAAUUCUUAUAUAUGAUAUUUCUCUCUUUAAAUAUUUUGUAUAAUUUGAAAUAUAGAAAUAUAUGUUAAC
This is a messenger RNA of Athalia rosae (coleseed sawfly), 11074 nucleotides long. RefSeq names its product intermembrane lipid transfer protein VPS13C-like. The coding region runs from base 302 to 10672 and encodes 3456 amino acids. Gene Ontology annotation, biological process: protein targeting to vacuole; protein retention in Golgi apparatus. The transcript has 62 exons. Gene Ontology annotation, cellular component: extrinsic component of membrane. Lineage: Eukaryota; Metazoa; Arthropoda; Insecta; Hymenoptera; Athaliidae. The record is from RefSeq and is a predicted model, not a curated record.